This is a messenger RNA of Saccharomyces eubayanus, 2175 nucleotides long. RefSeq names its product exomer complex subunit (gene BCH1). The coding region runs from base 1 to 2175 and encodes 724 amino acids. Gene Ontology annotation, cellular component: exomer complex. Gene Ontology annotation, biological process: Golgi to plasma membrane transport. Lineage: Eukaryota; Fungi; Ascomycota; Saccharomycetes; Saccharomycetales; Saccharomycetaceae. Gene Ontology annotation, molecular function: protein binding. The record is from RefSeq and is a predicted model, not a curated record. The transcript has a single exon.
AUGCUUUCGCAGACUUCUAUUCCGGAAGUAAAAGAAGACGUGGUAGGUUAUGCCCUGCACCAGAGGAGGUCCAGGGUGGGCCAAUUUCAGGACCUAGGUCCCCCUGAUUUGAUCACUUUGGUCAAAUCACUACCUUCGUCCUCGAGCACCAUGGCACCCUCCGUCUCAGCCACCGAUAAUGGAGCAGGCCCUAACAUCAAUGGCCAAGAUCCCACGACUAUAGUUACCGAAUUGCAUUCUCAUGAUAAACUAAAAGGUCAGAUCGGUACUUUCUUCUACUCCAUGGGGAUUGACACUUCUGAUCCUACUUCCAUUACGAUCUUUGCUAAGAAAAUAACUGAUCUUUUCUUGGACACGCCUCAGAUUUGGUUUGGUAAGAAGAAGCAUUUCCAUGUUUCGAAAAUUUCCAUCAGUUCUUGGAAUGCGUUUAGAAAGUAUGAUGUUAAUAUCAUAGUCCACAUUCCAGGGACCGUGCAAACCUAUAUCAUAAGUAGCGACGGCGAACAAUCGCAGCUUCCCUCCGUGACAGAGACUUCAUCCGCCUCCAAUUCACAGGACUUGAACGUAAACAUGAUCUGGGCGGAAACUUUUAUGAGCGGUAUUGUACGUGAUAUUAUGCUGAUGAAAGAUAACCGAGUAGAUGGAGAAUCCCAAAAUUUAGUCGAAACCUUGAUAUUCAACCCACUAACCUCCGGUGAACUAGAGGAUGUCGCCACAAACUUCAUUAAACUGUUCCCCUUGGUUUAUGAGAAAGGUGUUAAUUUGGACGCGCCCACUUAUGUUUUGAAUCCCUCUUUAACCAAUAAUUAUUUGGUUGAAACGUUAGUAGAAAUAGUUAGAUUAACCAAGAGUUUGGACGCUUGUCGUAAAAUGCUCGAGGAGCUAAUAGAAAUCCAUCCUGAGGCAGUUAUAAUUUUAAUUCGCGUUUAUUUUGCAUGCGAUUUAGAAAUAGACGCAAUUGAUCUGAUCAAUGAACAAUUGAAUUCCCCAUCGUCAUUCUUAGUUGAUGACUCAAAGACAAGUCACAUCCAGUUGAUUUUCAAGUCUGAAUUACUAAGCAUUCAAAGCGAGUUUCUAUUAAACGUCAAGAGAGACUAUAAACUAGCUAAAGAAGUCGCUAUAGAGGCUGUGAACUGUGCACCAAACGAAUUCAAAACAUGGUUUUUAUUGACAGAGGCAUAUAUUAAAUUAAACGAUAUGGCAAAUGCCCUCUUGUCACUUAAUGCUUGCCCCAUGUCACAGGUCAAAGAAAAAUAUGUUCUUAGAAGAAUUGCCCCUAUCACCUCAGAUGAAAAUCUCCAUCUACCAUUACCGUUGGACGCAUCGGUUGAAGAAAUUUCGUCAUUGAAUCCCAUGGACGUCCAAUUGGAACAAAAAUCCGCAGAUCCAAACUUAAUCAAUCUUUCUGCAUCCAGUUUAAAAUCUACUUUCCAACUAGCGUAUAAACUACUAACAGAAAUUGUUCAAAUAACCGGAUGGGAACAACUCUUAAAAUAUAGAUCAAAGAUCUUUGUCAUGGAGGAUGAAUACCAAGGUUCAGCUUCUUCUAUCGACGAAGUAGAUGUUCAUGGUAAUGAAGCUUCUAAGAUGAGGUCCAAGAGGUUAUGUGAAAGGUGGUUGGAUAACCUUUUCAUGCUCCUAUAUGAAGAUUUGAAAACUUAUACCGAUUGGCAAUCCGAGCAGUUGUAUUUUGAUGCUCAAAACAGUAAGUACCAUAAACUAACUGUCGAAUGGGAGUUAUUCGGGCUUUGUGCCAAAAGACUGGGACAUCUUCCAGAAGCCGCAAAGGCUUUCCAAGUUGGAUUGUCUCAAAGAUUUUCUCCAGUCUGCGCAAAGAAUCUACUGGAGUUUUACAUUAAUGAACAUAAGCGUAUUAGAAGGGAUUCAGUUUUGGUAAAUUCCGAAUUGACCUCUUCUCAAAUAUUGUCAAGUAUUAAUGACUUGGACAGGUCAAUUAUCGAUCUAGUAGUCAAGAUUUGUUGUUGGAAUCACCGUUGGUACAUUGAGUUUUCAAUAAUUCUAAUAGAUGCUUUGAGCGUCGCAGUUCAAGACAUGGGUAUCACUAAAGUGCAUAAUGAAAUUGCCUCUAGAUUUUCUGAGCCUGUGGCUCAACUAGUUGACGAUAACAUUCUAAAGUUUUUAAAAAAUUUUACAAAUGACACAUUCGAUAAUUAA